AUUCCUUAACCAAGAAGUAUACUUUCCUCACUCCUCAGCAAUAAUUUUCGAUAUAUACAAAUGCAUUAAAAUCCACUUUACAUACGCGUUAAAGUGUCGGUAAAACGGUUCCUAAUUAAAGACCCGCGUUCUUCUCGUAUCUACCACGAUCAAACUCUUGCUUACAUAAACGGCUAUAAAUAGAUUUGAUCGCACACCCUCCAAUUCAGCGAUAAGCUUCACAUAAACUGUGGAAACCUCAACCGACUGAUUAUUUUAGAUAGCUUGGAUUUUAGGUUAUAUUUAAACAUGAGUAUGUAUCCGAAAAUUGAGAUAGAUGAUACAUAUGAACAUGUUGUCAAGGAAGAGCUUCAUUUGGAAACUGAGAACAAGAUAAAAGGAACAGAUGAAGGAAAGGCAGAGAAGAUUACAGAAGAGUUGGAUUUGAAGACCAAAUCUGUUGAGAAAGAGAAGCCAAAACAUAAGGAAGUUAAUGAUGACAACUGCAAGGUGGAAGAUGACAAGAAAUCUGAUGUGGAUGGGGAUAAGAAAAAGGAGGUAAAAGAAAAGAAAAAAGGAGACAAAAAGAAGGAGUCUGAUGAGGAUGAUAAGAAUGUGAAAGAGAAGAAGAAGAAGAAAGACAAGAAGGAAAAGAAGAAAGAUGAUGAUGAAGUAUCAGAGGAAGGGGAAAAAGAGACAGAAAAGAAGAAGAAAGACAAGAAGAAGGAAAAGAAGAAAGAUGAUGAUGGAGUAUCAGAGGAAGGAGAAAAAGAGACAGAAAAGAAGAAGAAAGACAAGAAGAAGGGAAAGAAGAAAGAUGAUGAUGAUGUAGUAUCAGAGGAAGAGGAAAAAGAGACAGAGAAGAAGAAGAAAGAUAAGGAUGCCAAAUCUGAUGAUAAUGAGCAUGAAGCGGAGAAAAAGAAGAAGAAAGGAAAGAGCGAUGAUGAAGGAAAGAAGAAGAAGAAAGACAAGAAAGAGAAGAAAGAUAAAGAUAAAGAAGUAAAAGAAGAUGAUGAAGACAAGAAGAAGGAUGAUGAAGGAGACUCAGAAGAAGGGGAUAAAAAGAAGAAAAAAGAGAAGAAGGACAAGAAAGAGAAGAAAAGUAAAGAUGAAGGGGUGGAAGAAGAUGAUGAAAAGAAGAAAAAAGAUAAGAAGAAGCACAAAGAUAAGAAGGGUGAUAAAACAUGCAGUGAUACUGAAGUUGCAUCAAGGGAGAUUGAAAUAAAUGGAAAUGGUGAAGAAGUAAAGGGGGAGAAAAAGGGUAAAGAGAAGAAAGAUAAGGGAGAAAAAUAUAAAAUCAAGGAUCUUAGCAAGCUGAAAAGUAAAUUAGAGAAGUUGAAUACUAAAAUUGAAGCUCUACUAGAGAAAAAAGUAGAAAUAAUGAGGCUCAUAAAGGAAAAGGAGGGAAAUAAUGGAUCAGUUAAUGCAGUUACAGCAGAAGUGGCAUAAUAGAAGGCUGUUUGUGUACUUGGUAGUUGAGUAUUACUAAUUUCUCUAAUGUUUUUUGGUAAAUUACAUACAUGUUCUAAUGUAUAAAUGCUUUUCAUCAUGAAUAAAUAAAUUGAUUUCGGUGUAAA
Messenger RNA from Lactuca sativa (garden lettuce), 1556 nucleotides. RefSeq lists its product as uncharacterized. The record is from RefSeq and is a predicted model, not a curated record. NCBI's taxonomy places the organism in Eukaryota, Viridiplantae, Streptophyta, Magnoliopsida, Asterales, Asteraceae.